This is a messenger RNA of Zalophus californianus (California sea lion), 3408 nucleotides long. RefSeq names its product PH domain containing endocytic trafficking adaptor 1 (gene PHETA1). Gene Ontology annotation, cellular component: recycling endosome; trans-Golgi network; early endosome. The record is from RefSeq and is a predicted model, not a curated record. Gene Ontology annotation, biological process: endosome organization; receptor recycling; retrograde transport, endosome to Golgi. The transcript has 5 exons. Bases 719 to 1438 code for a protein of 239 amino acids. NCBI's taxonomy places the organism in Eukaryota, Metazoa, Chordata, Mammalia, Carnivora, Otariidae.
GACCGUCCGGCUGCCCCCGCCUCCUUCCGUCCGAGUGGCGCUCUCCCGCGGCUGCGCCAGCCGGGCCGCCCCGGAGACAAAGCACCGCCGCUGCCGCCGCGACCGAGCGGGUCCCGGGCCAUGGCCGGGCGGCCCCCCGGUCCCGCGCCUCCCGUCCCGCCGCCGCCGCCGCCUCCCUAGGCUGCAUGGCGAGGUAUUUGAGCACCAACUACAUGCUGGGCACUGGAAUUCAGGCAAAAAACCCCUGCCUUCCUAGAGUAGGCAAAGAUGACCUAGAUGUGGAAACAGAGGCCCAGAGAAGCUUAAAGCUUGCCCAGGGUCACACAACCUGGACACUACAGAGCUGAUGUUUGAACCCAGAGAAGAGCAAGCCGAUACCAGACUGGGCAGAGGGCAGGGAGGCAAGCAGUGGCCUGCAAGGGGUGGUGCGAGGCCCCCGCCCACCGGGGUUUGCUGCGAGAUGAGAUGAGUUAAUACGUGUAAAAUGCUCGGCCUGCAGUAGUCUUCCUCCACCGUACCUUGCGGAGGCUUCUGGGGCCAGUGAGGCCCGAGCUUGGGCCCUGGCUCUGCUCCUGAGGAGCUGCGUGAGCGUGGCCAGGCCGCUUCUGCUCCAGGAGCCUCAGUUUCCUCACCUGUGCGAGAGGGGCGUUGAGGGCCGCCGGUGGCCGAGGGUGGUCGCGAGGUCACGGCGAGGCGCGGCGGCCCCGGCGCGGCUGCCAUGAAGCUGAACGAGCGCAGCCUGGCCUUCUACGCCACGUGCGACGCCCCGGUGGACAACGCGGGCUUCCUGUACAAGAAAGGCGGCCGGCACGCGGCCUACCACCGCCGCUGGUUCGUGCUGCGCGGCAACAUGCUCUUCUACUUCGAGGAGCCGGCCAGCCGCGAGCCCGUGGGCGUCAUCAUCCUGGAGGGCUGCACCGUGGAGCUGGUGGAGGCCGCCGAGGAGUUCGCCUUCGCCGUGCGCUUCGCCGGGGCCCGGGCGCGCACCUACGUGCUGGCCGCCGAGAGCCAGGCCGCCAUGGAGGGCUGGGUGAAGGCGCUGUCGCGGGCCAGCUUCGACUACCUGCGGCUCGUGGUGCGCGAGCUGGAGCAGCAGCUGGCCGCCAUGCGGGCCGGGGACUGCCCGCCGCCGCCGCGCCGGCCCCGCGCGCUCCCGCCCAAGGAGAACGGCUGCGCCGUGUGGAGCGCCGAGCCGCCCCCCGCCGCCGCCGCCCCCGCCCCCGCCCCCGCCCUCAUCCUCAGCCCCGCGGGCGCUGCCGCCCCCGCCGGCUCGCGGCCCGGCCCCGCGCCGCCGCCCCUGCCUCCCCGGCGGCGGGCCUGGGCGCCCAACGGGCCUCCGCACGCCGGCUCCUUCGCCCGGCUGCACGAGUGGUAUGGGCAGGAGGUGAGGGCGCUGAGGAGCCAGUGGCUCGGGAGCCGGAGCCGGGCCCAGCCCUGAAGAGCUGAGCGGGGCGGGCCAGCCCUGAGCUCGCCCCGGGGUGGGGGUGGGGGGGCUGGUUCUGGAGGGACCGCAGCCCCAGGCCUCGCCCUGACAGCCCCUGCCCUGGGAGACCGGAGGGGUGGCGGUGGGGCGGCCUGGUCCUGAGGGAAGUCGGGGUGGCCUGGUUUCCGGGCCCCGGCUCUGAGAAAGUGCUGGGUUCUGAGGGGUGCUUUAGGACUUGUGGGACUCGGAGGGGGCCAUGUGCCGCUUCUGAGGAGCAUCCAGGGCCUCGGUGAGCCUCAAGAAGCCGGAGGCCUGGUAUCCAGGGAACUCGGGCCCCACGCCCCGCGGGAGUCACCCAGCAAAGGCCUGUUGCUGGUAACAGGCCCCCCGCUGGGGGGACAGCGACCAUGGGAGGAUCUGGGGCCUGAAAGGCAAUGCCGGGUCAGCCCUGCUCCUCCUGGCCUCUCGGACUGGACCUGGACUUGGACAGACAGAAGCCUUGGCUGUGGGGCACCACACCUGGGCUUGACCUUUUGCUCCGGGGCCUGGCUCCAGAAGCAGGUACAGAAGGCGGUGCAGGCGCAGGUUUUAAUGCGUGACCCGUAUGGUGGGAUUGCCUGGUCCCAAGGGCUCUUGGCUUGGAGUGGGCCUCAGCCAGGCCUUGAGAAGGUGCUGCAGGCACUGUAGUGGCCCUCUGGUUUGGGCCAUGUCUGUGUCCCUGUGGUGGUUCUCACAUGCCCUCGCAACACUCCUUAACCACUUCCUUCAGUCUCCUGCUGGAGCGGGUCUUCUGCCCCAGCCUGGGCUGGGGCCUCUCAGGAGCUCGCCUGACCUUGUCCAGUCCUGAGCUGGGCAGCUGUGGCCUGAGCUGACUUUCUAGCCGGGUUCCCCAGCGAUGGGUGGCUGGAGCUGACUCACCCCCCCAGAGAGGGCCUGGGUGCUGAUCUGGUACUGCAAAGGAACAGCUGCCAAGCUGUGUUUGGCUUCUGGAACCCCCUCCCUCCAUCACAGUCUCAGCCCACCUUCACCCCCAGUAUUCGGAUGGGGAGACCAGGUCUUGCUUUGCUUCAAGACCGACUGCUGUUUUACUGUACUCACUCACCACAGUGGCCAUUCUUCAUCCAGGGAGAAUCUCGGGGGGCUGGGACACCCCCGACCCUCAAGCUGGGUUAUGUUUACAGUUCUCAGUGCCCCACACUGGGGACCACCUGAGGGGACACAUAUGCCCCAACCUGUAUUUCCCCAGAGGGUUCCCCUUGGUGACAGUGGGACUUGGUCCUGAGGCCCCUUCCUGCUGUCUUUGGAGACCCUGGGGCUCGGGGAAGAAUGGGGGGUGUCUGUGUGUGUCUGCAAUCACCAGCUCACUGCUGGCUCAGUUGACUGGGGCUACAGUUUUAAUUUAAUUUUUAAUACUUAGGGUGUUUUCCCCCCUGGCAACAGAGCUUGGUGUUUUCACUGCUUUUGUUUCUUGUUAGCUGGUGGGAGGGGAUGAAGUGCCCCAGCUCUGGGCUUGGCUGAGGGUUGGCACUGCCCCCAGGGAGAGGGUCAGGAGCCUUGGCUGAAGACAAAGUCACCUCAAGAAUCUCACCUGGGUCUCUGCCUUCUUCCCAGCAAGUCCUCUUCUCUUGACAGGUGCCCCUGGGGUCUUUGUACGCUUCCCACCCGCCUCCUUUCCAAGUCCUAAAUGGAGGGGGUGGGGAUGGCUGCUCUCCUCCAUAGGCUCUGGGUCUCCAGGGAUGUUAGGAUCUGCCCAGAGCCCAUGUCCUGGCCAGACCCAGCUGGUGGGGUGAGGUUUCGGCCCCCAUCGUGGUACAGGUUUACAAGCUCUAUAAAGGUACAGUGCCUACCACUGCCCCCCUUAAGGCCCCACCCCCCCAAAAAGCACAAGAUGGGGUCAGGCUGCCUCCAGAGUUGGGUGGGGACAGAGAUAUCAGGCAGCCUGGGAGGGGGAUGCAAAGGCUAAAAUAAAAAAAUUUGUCAAGUGA